CUCAUUCUUGUCACAACGUGGUCGAUCUAAAAGUGCUGUCAAGAUGGUAGAAAAAGAACAAACGCGGAAAGAUAUAAAGGAAUUGGGGAAGAAUGACAAAUACUCGAUUUUGCUCCCGACGUACAACGAGGUCGAGAAUUUACCUAUAAUUAUUUGGCUUAUCGUUAAGUACAUGGACGCGAGCGAACUUGAUUAUGAGAUAAUCGUGAUAGACGAUGGUUCUCCAGAUGGAACAUUGGAUAUGGCUAAACAGCUGCAGAGUCUCUAUGGACCGGACAAAAUAUUGUUGAGGCCAAGAGAAAAGAAACUUGGGUUGGGGACAGCAUAUAUGCAUGGGAUCAAACAUGCCACAGGAAAUUUCAUUGUUAUUAUGGAUGCUGAUCUGUCUCAUCAUCCUAAAUUCAUACCCAAAAUGAUAGAACAGCAAAGGUACUUGGAUUUAGACAUUGUCAGUGGUACAAGAUAUGCCCAAGGUGGAGGAGUUUAUGGUUGGGACUUCAAGAGGAAAUUGGUUAGCAGAGGAGCAAAUUUCUUGACACAAAUUUUGUUAAGACCUGGGGCCUCAGAUCUUACAGGAAGUUUCAGAUUAUAUAAAAGAGAUGUACUGGAGAAAUUGAUACAAUCCUGUGUGUCAAAAGGAUAUGUUUUUCAGAUGGAAAUGAUUGUUAGGGCAAGGCAAUAUAAAUAUACCAUUGGAGAAGUACCAAUCACCUUUGUGGAUCGCGUUUAUGGGGUAUCAAAAUUGGGAGGGUCUGAAAUCUUUCAAUUUGCAAAAGGUCUCCUGUAUCUUUUUGCCACUACAUAGACUUCCAUGAAAUUCCAAAAUUUUUUACUUGUACUAUAUAAGACUACAUGCAAAUCAACAUUUGUAUAAAUAAAAAUUAUACUUCGAUAA
Hylaeus anthracinus is the source of this 895-nucleotide messenger RNA. RefSeq names its product dolichol-phosphate mannosyltransferase subunit 1 (gene Dpm1). Gene Ontology annotation, cellular component: endoplasmic reticulum membrane. The transcript has 3 exons. Lineage: Eukaryota; Metazoa; Arthropoda; Insecta; Hymenoptera; Colletidae. The coding region runs from base 44 to 805 and encodes 253 amino acids. The record is from RefSeq and is a predicted model, not a curated record. Gene Ontology annotation, biological process: GPI anchor biosynthetic process; protein O-linked glycosylation via mannose. Gene Ontology annotation, molecular function: dolichyl-phosphate beta-D-mannosyltransferase activity.